Molecule: messenger RNA, 3287 nt
Organism: Prinia subflava (tawny-flanked prinia)
Lineage: Eukaryota; Metazoa; Chordata; Aves; Passeriformes; Cisticolidae
Gene: RAP1GAP
Product: RAP1 GTPase activating protein
Exons: 21
Coding region: 1087-2850 (587 amino acids)
Biological process (GO): regulation of small GTPase mediated signal transduction; activation of GTPase activity
Cellular component (GO): cytoplasm; membrane
Molecular function (GO): GTPase activator activity
Source: RefSeq, a predicted model, not a curated record
GGGGUCACGCUGUGGCCCAGGGGGUGCACGGGGAAGGGUCGUGUUUGCAUGGGGACGGGUGGCAAUGUCGCAUUGGCACGGGUACACCGGCGUCGUACUUGCACGGGGACGGGUCACACCUGCACCAGGGCUGUGCUUGGCUGCGGUUGUGUUUGCACCAGCGCCGUGUUUGCACAGGGAUGGGUCACACUUGCACUGGGAUUGUCUUUGCACAGGGACGGGGCUCAUUUGCACCAGUGUCGUGUUUGCACAGGGACAGUGACAUUUGCACGAGGGUCCCUUUUGCACCAGGGACGCACUUGCACGUCAUUGUGUUUGUACAGGGCCGGGUCACAUUGGCACCAGGGGUGUGUUUGAUGGGGACAGUGCCAUUUGCAUGGGGACAGUGGCAUUUGCAUGAAAAUGUUCACAUUGCCACGGGGAGAGCGGCAUUUGCACGGAGCUGGUGACACUGGCGUGGGGCCGGUGACACUGGCACGAGAAUGAUAAUUCUUGCACGGGAAGAGACCCUGGCCAUGGGGUCGGUGGCACUGGCACGAAACAGUCUUGCUUGUGCAGCGUCAGUGACAGUUUCACGGGGUUGGUGGCACUGGCUCGGGGUCAGUGACACUUUCAUAGGGAAGGUGGCACUGGCGCGGGGUUGGUGACACUGGCGUGGGCAUGAUCACAUCUCACGGAGUGGGUGACACGGGCAUGGACACGGUGACACUUCACGGGGUCGGUGACACUUUUGCGGGGUCCCGGCGCUGUCCGUGGUGCUGCCCCGCGCCGCCGCCUCCCGCCGGCAGAGGGCGCCCUUCGGGGCGGGGGGUGGGGAUGCGAUGAGUUUGGGGGGUCUCACCAGCCCCCAUGGAGUGACCCCGCCCUGCCGCUCUCGCCCCGCUGGCCCCUGGCACCGCCAGGGUGGCACUGGGCUCGCUGCCAUCAGCUGGCUUCAGGGGUAACGCUGCUGGCCGGGCAUCCCGGAGGGGGGUUGUGGGGGAGCCCUCAUCUCCCCCAGGAAGCGCCAUGGGGCCCCCUGGACCUCCUCACACCACCUAGACGCGUCUCCAGCCAGCAGCACCUCCCAACCUCGAGGGCAGCAGGAUGGCCCAGCAGCGCCAUGCCAUCCCCCCACCACUCAAGACGGAGGAGGACUACAUCCCCUACCCCAGUGUGCAUGAGGUGCUGGGCCGGGAGGGGCCGUUCCCCCUCAUCCUCCUGCCGCAGUUCGGGGGUUACUGGAUUGAAGGCACCAACCACCAGCUAAGCGGGGCCCCUGACUCGCCCCCCACCCCGGUACCCGGCACCCGGGCAAAGCUGGAGGGCAACCACAUGGCCAAGAUCUACCGCAAGCACUUCCUGGGCAAGGAGCACUUCAACUACUACUCCCUGGAUCCAGCACUGGGACACCUUGUCUUCUCCCUCAAGUAUGAUGAGCAGGAGCACCUCCACCUGCUGCUGCGCACCCGUUCCCGCACCCUGCAUGAUGUGGUGCCCAUCUCCUGCCUGGCUGAGUUCCCCAACGUGGUGCAGAUGGCCAAGCUGGUGUGCGAGGACGUCAAUGUGGAUCGCUUCUACCCUGUGCUCUAUCCUAAGGCAUCCCGCCUCAUCCUCGCCUUUGAUGAGCACGUGCUCAGCAACCACUUCAAAUUUGGGGUCAUCUACCAAAAACUGGGGCAGACCUCCGAGGAGGAGCUUUUCGGCACCACGGAGGAGAGCCCAGCCUUUGCCGAAUUCCUCGACGUCCUGGGUCAGCGGGUGCAGCUGCGGGACUUCAAGGGGUUCCGAGGGGGGCUGGAUGUGACCCAUGGACAGACAGGCAGUGAGUCGGUCUAUUGCCACUUUCGUGACAAGGAGAUCAUGUUCCACGUUUCCACCAAACUGCCCUACACGGAGGGUGAUGCCCAGCAGCUGCAGCGGAAGCGUCACAUCGGCAAUGACAUCGUGGCCAUCGUCUUCCAGGAUGAGAAUACACCGUUCGUCCCUGACAUGAUCGCCUCCAACUUCCUCCACGCCUUCGUGGUGGUACAGCUGGAGCAGGGAGGUGGCCAGGGCACCCUCUAUAAGGUCUCUGUCACUGCCCGUGACGACGUGCCCUUCUUUGGCCCGCCGCUGCCUGACCCCGCCAUCUUCAGGAAGGGCCCCGAGUUCCAGGAGUUCCUGCUGACGAAGCUCAUCAAUGCCGAGUAUGCCUGUUACCGGGCCGAGAAGUUCGCCAAGCUGGAGGAGCGGACGCGGGCGGCACUGCUGGAGACGCUGCACGAGGAGCUGCAGGCGCGCAGCCAGGCCAUGCUGGGGCUCGGCCCCGACGACGAGCGCCCCGACAACGGCGGAGCCGCCCCGGGCUUCUUCGAAUCCUUCAAGUCGCUGCUGGUGCCCGGGAGCCGCCGGGGACGCCGCGGCAGCGCCAUCGGGCUGGGCUCUUUGGAAGAGGCGCUGCUGGUGCCCGGGAAGAGCCCGUCGCGGAGGCGGCCCGGCCCCCUCGGCUCCCGCCGCUCCAGCGCCAUCGGCAUCGAGAGCAUCCAGGAGGCGCCGGCCGGCAGGGACGGUCCAGCAGCCGCCGACGGCUCCAGCUCCACACACAGCUCCCCCGAGAGCCGCCGGAAGCCCGACAGGGCCGAGAAGCCGGAGCCGCCGGAUCUCUCCCGCUCCUCCUCCAGCGCCAGCAGCUUCGGCAGCGCCGCGGAGGAGCCCGGCGAGGCGGGACGGGAGAGCCGCUCGCCCUCGGGGAGCCACCGCGACACCUUCACUGACACCCCUUGGCCGGAUGAUCCCCUCGGGACCUCCCCAGGCCAUCACCCGCCUGACUCCCCCUGCCCUGAGAUCAAAAUCCAGCUGGAGCAGCCCCUCCAUAAUCCGGGCUCAUAGUCACCCCCCCCACCCGUGGGGGUGUCACUGCUUCGCCCCCUCUGUGUGCCACCCCCAUGCCAGGAGCUGAAGCCAUCGUCCCCGGUGCAGGAUUUGGGGGGACUCCCCCCAAAAAAUUGGGAUGUGCCCCCCUCCAGACAAUCUGUCACCCCAAAAACCUCUUGGGUGAGGGGGUGAUGCACCACAAAGGGGCCUCCCCUCUGCCAUGACCCCAAAAUGAAGAGUGGGUCCAACCCCAGCAUCAUCCCCUCCCCGAAAAAAAAGAGGGGACUCAAAUCCAGGGUAACCCCAAAGUGGAGCUCUCCCUCCCCCUCCUUUAUUUUAAGGGAAAAAAUGGGCCGGAGGCUGGAACUGGGGGAACUGGGGGGAGGGGGAGGAAUAUUUUUUCACACCCUCCCUAACUGUGUUUGUGUUUUCUGUGAGUCCUGUAUAAAAUA